UUAACUGACGUGAUGAGCUCUGACCAGAGCUAGUCUGGCCUAAGUCUCUCACUGUGAGCUUCUCUGCCAGGUGCCAAUCACCUUUCUCUUCGUUUUAUGUUAAAUGAAAGCUAAGAGCGCCACGGUGCAUUAUCCUCCAGUGGAAUCAUCCUUUGAAAACUAUUGCCAGAGCGAACAAUGCAAGUAAAAAUUUGCCCAUCAUGUCAACAGAAUCUGUGGAAAUUGAUGAUGCAUUAUACAGUCGACAGAGAUAUGUUCUUGGGGACACAGCAAUGCAGAAGAUGGCCAAGUCCCAUGUUUUCUUAAGUGGUAUGGGCGGUCUUGGUUUGGAAAUUGCAAAGAAUCUUGUUCUUGCAGGGAUUAAGGCACUUACAAUCCAUGAUACAGAAAAAUGCCAAGCAUGGGAUCUAGGAACCAACUUCUUUCUCUGCGAAGAUGAUGUUGUGAAUGGUAGAAACAGGGCUGAAGCUAUACUUUACCGUAUUGCAGAACUAAAUCCAUAUGUUCGCGUCACAUUAUCUUCAGUACCUUUCAAUGAAUCCACAGAUCUCUCCUUUUUACAUAAAUACCAGUGUGUGGUGGUGACUGAGAUGAAACUUACAUUGCAGAAGAAGGUCAAUGAGUAUUGCCGUUCUCAUUACCCUCCAAUUAAGUUCAUCAGUGCAGAUGUACAUGGAAUUUGGUCACGGUUGUUUUGUGAUUUUGGUGAGGAAUUUGAAGUUUCAGAUACUACUGGAGAAGAACCAAAAGAAAUUUUCAUUUCAAAUAUAACGCAAGCUAAUCCUGGCAUUGUCACUUGCCUUGAAAAUCAUCCCCACAAACUUGAGACAGGACAGCUUCUAACAUUUCGAGAAGUUAAUGGAAUGACAGGUUUAAAUGGAUCUACACAACAAAUAACUGUGGUAUCACCAUUUUCUUUUAGUAUUGGUGAUACUACAGAACUGGAACCAUAUUUACAUGGAGGCAUAGCUGUACAAGUUAAAACUCCUAAAACAUUUUGCUUUGAACCAUUGGAGAAGCAGAUAAAACAUCCAAAGUGCCUUAUUGCGGAUUUUAGCAAACCUGAGGCACCUUUACAGAUUCACACAGCUAUGCUUGCAUUGGACCAGUUUCAGGACAACUACAACCGAAAGCCAAAUAUUGGAUGCCAACAAGAUUCAGAAGAGCUGUUGAAACUAGCAACAUCUAUAAGUGAAACCUUGGAAGAGAAGCCUGAAGUAAAUGCUGAUAUUGUACAUUGGCUUUCUUGGACUGCUCGAGGCUUUUUAUCCCCACUUGCUGCAGCAGUAGGUGGUGUUGCCAGCCAAGAAGUAUUGAAAGCUGUGACAGGAAAGUUUUCUCCUUUGUGCCAGUGGUUAUAUCUUGAAGCAGCAGACAUUGUCGAAUCCUUAGGCAAACCUGAAUGUGAAGAAUUUCUCCCACGGGGAGAUAGAUAUGAUGCCUUAAGAGCCUGCAUUGGAGAUACUUUGUGUCGAAAGCUACAGAAUUUGAAUGUCUUUUUAGUAGGAUGUGGAGCCAUAGGCUGUGAAAUGUUAAAAAAUUUUGCUUUACUUGGUGUUGGCACAGACAAGGAGAAGGGAAUGGUUACAGUUACAGAUCCUGACUUGAUAGAAAAAUCCAACUUAAAUCGACAGUUCCUAUUUCGUCCUCAUCACAUACAGAAACCUAAAAGCUAUACCGCUGCUGAUGCAACUAUGAAAAUAAAUCCUCAGUUAAAGAUAGAUGCACACCUGAACAAAGUAUGUCCGGCCACUGAGACCAUUUACAGUGAUGAGUUUUAUACUAAACAAGAUAUAAUUAUUACAGCAUUAGAUAAUGUGGAAGCCAGGAGAUAUGUAGACAGCCGUUGCUUAGCAAAUCUACGGCCUCUCUUAGAUUCUGGAACAAUGGGCACUAAGGGACACACUGAAGUUAUUAUUCCUCACUUGACUGAAUCUUAUAAUAGUCAUCGAGAUCCCCCAGAAGAGGAAAUACCAUUUUGUACCCUAAAAUCCUUUCCAGCUGCUAUCGAACACACUAUACAGUGGGCAAGAGAUAAGUUUGAGAGUUCCUUUUCACACAAGCCUUCAUUGUUUAACAAAUUUUGGCAAACCUAUCUAUCGGCAGAAGAAGUCUUACAGAAAAUACAAAGUGGGCAGAGUUUAGAAGGCUGUUUUCAAGUCAUUAAGUUACUUACUAGAAGACCUAGAAAUUGGUCCCAGUGUGUAGAAUUAGCAAGAUUAAAGUUUGAAAAAUAUUUUAACCAUAAGGCUCUUCAGCUUCUUCACUGUUUUCCUCUGGACACACGAUUAAAAGAUGGCAGUUUAUUUUGGCAGUCACCAAAGAGACCACCUUCUCCAAUAAAAUUUGAUUUGAAUGAACCUUUGCACCUCAGUUUCCUUCAGAAUGCUGCAAAACUAUAUGCUACAGUAUAUUGUGUUCCAUUUUUAGAAAAGGACUUGUCAACAGAAGCCCUUUUGAGUAUUCUUUCAGAAGUAAAGAUUCAGGAAUUCAAACCUUCCAACAAGGUUGUUCAAACAGAUGAAACCGCAAGGAAACCAGAUCAUGUUCCAAUUAGUAGUGAAGAUGAGAGGAAUGCUAUUUUCCAACUAGAAAAGGCUAUUUCAUCUAAUGAAGCUACCAAAAGUGACCUUCAGAUGGCAGUGCUUUCAUUUGAAAAAGAUGAUGAUAGUAAUGGACACAUAGAUUUCAUCACAGCUGCAUCCAAUCUUCGUGCCAAAAUGUAUAGCAUUGAACCAGCUGACCGUUUCAAAACAAAGCGCAUAGCUGGUAAAAUUAUACCAGCUAUAGCUACAUCCACUGCUACGGUUUCUGGCUUGGUUGCCUUGGAGAUGAUCAAAGUAACUGGUGGCUAUCCUUUUGAAGCUUACAAAAAUUGUUUCCUUAACUUAGCCAUUCCAAUUAUAGUAUUUACAGAGACGUCAGAAGUAAGAAAGACUGAUAUCAGAAAUGGAAUAUCAUUUACAAUUUGGGACAGAUGGACUGUACAUGGAAAAGAAGAUUUCACACUCUUGGAUUUCAUAAAUGCAGUUAAAGAGAAGUAUGGAAUUGAGCCAACAAUGGUGGUACAAGGAGUAAAAAUGCUCUAUGUUCCUGUAAUGCCUGGUCAUGCAAAAAGAUUAAAGUUAACAAUGCACAAACUGGUGAAACCUUCUACUGAAAAAAAAUAUGUGGAUCUUACUGUAUCAUUUGCCCCAGACAUUGAUGGAGAUGAAGAUUUGCCAGGACCUCCUGUAAGAUACUACUUUAGUCAUGACACUGAUUAAUAGAAGUUGUCUUAAAGUUCCUCCAAGACUACUUGAUUUUGGAAAGAGUGCACUUAAUUCAGAAGCUAAAAAAAAAUCAGCUUAUAAUAUUAUGGAUUUCUCUUUGAUGAAGCCUUAAUUUAAGGGAAACAUCAGUAGAAAACUACACCGAAGAAUUAUGAAACAUUUUGUAUACUGUACACUUGUCUAAUGCUUCACACGUGGCUGUGAUCACAAGCAAUUGUAAACUGGAAUACCAUUUUAUAAUACUUACAACAAAUUGGUGUAUUAAGCUUUCUGGAUGAAAAGAAGGAACAAAGUAUUUGUGACCAGAAGAGGAAAGAAUCAAGAAAUGGAAAGUAGUGAACGCAGCCAUCCAAAAGUUUAAUUCUACUUUAUAAAUUUAUUUUUUUGUUUAGUAUCUGAGAUCCGUUUUUCAAUACAAAUAGUGUUUAGCACCCUGCACCUCUUAUACAAUUAGGCUUUUGAAAAUUUAAUACCAUGGUGAGAAGAGAGAUUGUAGUGGUAGAGAAAAGAGUUAGAAAUUUUAAAUUGUGUAUAGUUUAGUAUCCUGUUACCCCUGCUAGUUUAAACAGAAUUUAUUAUAUCACUGUCUCCCCAAAAUCAGGAUUUUUGUUGAUGUCAUCAGUGUUGUAAACCAUGAGCAAAUGGUCAAAUGACACAUGUUAACUUGAAAUAAAUGUUAAUAGUAUUAUACAGACUCUUGACAGCCCUCUUAGAAAAUCCAUGAAUGUGAACAGAUAAAUGUGGCUAAUCAUUUGAUUUUUAAAUAUACCUUCUAAUGUGGGUAUUUUAUUUAUUUGGAACUCCAAACUUGAUUGUCAUAAUAUAUAAGACUAAAAGGUUUUGUAAAGGGAGUGUUAGAAAUUAAAAAAAUCAUCACUAGUAGAGUCUUGAUUUUUUUUCUUCCAGCAACCUAAUGGAGAGAAAAAAUAUUUUUGCUUUAAAAGGAAACAUGUUGUUUUAUUCCCCAUUCCCAGAAAGGGAACUGACAAGGAUAAAAAAAAAAUAAAUUAUUUUUUUAAGUCUUUAUCAAGAAAAACUUGUUUUCUAUGGCAGAUGUUCAUAUAAAUGCUUUCAUUAAAAUGAUGUAAUAGUUCUCAACACUGUAAACUCAGUGAAAACAGCAAGUGAUUCUUUUAUUACUAAGACUAUCAUGCAUUCUAAAGCAACUGGCAUUUUAUAACCUCAGGAAGUCAUUUCCUCUAGCCCUUUUUCUUCUACUCUACUCUCCUGUUCACCAAAGUACCAUUAAUAGGUACUUUGAUAAACUAGAAACUAGAUUCACAUCAAUAUUGCUCCAGUUUGGUAUCUCUGUAUACUCUGUAUUUAUUUUCCUUUUCCAUUUAUAAAUAGUUUAAAUUGCUUUAUCACCCAGAUAUUUUGUUUCCUUUUAUAAAGGUAUCCAAUUGGAAAAUGUAUUUGGGAGUGGAAAGUGCAUUUGAUUAGUUAAAUGAUAAUCUAUUCAUUGGGAGAUAGAGAAAAAUAAAGAAUGAGUUUUAAGGAAAAGGUACCAUUGAAAUGAGCAAUUUUUGUUCACCAUGCACUAUAUUCUCCAAUUUUCUGAAAAUUCAUCUUAUAUAAAUUUGAAUCCAGAAAUACCAAGGCUGUAUGGCUUGGAACUUUAGAGAGUAGGAAUUAAAGGACUUUUGUGUAAGAAGCCUUUUUUCCACUUUUACGUUGUCUUAUGUUCUUUGACAGUAAUUGCUGUUUUCCAGGUAGCCAUUCAGCAAUCCUCAGUAUGAUCAAAUGUCAGCUUGCUAAUAUUUUACUUAAGUCAUCUCAUCUCUUUAGAAGUAAAUUCAGAACUAUGCUAUAAAUUGUUAUGUAUAGACAUCUGUGCUGUAGCCAACAUAAACAAAAUCAGUGAGGAUAAAGUUCAUUUUGUAAUUAAACCCACAGCCAUUUCAUUAUUACUUUUUUUUUCCCUGUAGGUAAUAGCUAUUAACAUCCUUUCUUCUAGUUAAUUCUACACUAGAAAGCCAGGGUGAAGUAAAUGACAAUUUUUCUCAUUGUUUUGUUUAUGUACCAUGAAAUCACUGUUGGUGAUUGAAAUACCAGGUGCAAAAAUGAUUUUGUACAAUUUCACUGAAUAAUUUUUUGUUUAUUAAAAAUAAAUUAAGAAA
Ictidomys tridecemlineatus (thirteen-lined ground squirrel) is the source of this 5392-nucleotide messenger RNA. RefSeq names its product ubiquitin like modifier activating enzyme 6 (gene Uba6). Gene Ontology annotation, cellular component: cytoplasm; nucleus; SUMO activating enzyme complex. Lineage: Eukaryota; Metazoa; Chordata; Mammalia; Rodentia; Sciuridae. Gene Ontology annotation, molecular function: SUMO activating enzyme activity; ubiquitin activating enzyme activity. The record is from RefSeq and is a predicted model, not a curated record. Gene Ontology annotation, biological process: DNA damage response; protein ubiquitination; protein sumoylation.